Drosophila elegans is the source of this 4950-nucleotide messenger RNA. RefSeq lists its product as uncharacterized. Gene Ontology annotation, molecular function: calcium ion binding; phosphatidylserine binding; clathrin binding. The record is from RefSeq and is a predicted model, not a curated record. Lineage: Eukaryota; Metazoa; Arthropoda; Insecta; Diptera; Drosophilidae. Gene Ontology annotation, biological process: calcium-ion regulated exocytosis; regulation of dopamine secretion; cellular response to calcium ion. The transcript is spliced from 6 exons. The coding region runs from base 236 to 2617 and encodes 793 amino acids.
UUUGGCACCGAACGGUCUACGAAAAUGAGCGAAUUUUCCGCCCGCACUUCCGCUUCCUGCUCUUCCUCUUUCCGGAGCGCUGCUGCUUGUUGUUAUUUAUUUUAUUGUUAAACAUCAAAGUGCUACAACAUUGCUUGAUGCAAGUGGCCAUAGAGCAUCGAAUACUUUUAAUCUAAAACUAGCAAAAAAUCAGGAAAACAAAGAAAUGUAUGAGAAUUGGUAGUGAGACACGGAGAUGAUGAGUUUCACCAUUACGUUGGCGCUACUGCUAGUGGCGGUUCUGAUCCUGGGCAUCCUGUUCGCCUGCCACUGUCUUGGUCCGAGGGCCGCCAACUGGAUGCGGAUGCGGUCCAGCAAGGAGGAGAAGAUCGGGUUGUCCAACCACAAGCAGAAGCUCUUCCAUGCCAAUGGCUAUAUGGCAAGUAUUCAAUCCGGAUCGGAGUUCCUGCUGAGCACCAGCGGCAGCUUCAAGCGCUUCGACACCAUCGACAAGGAGGACUUCAACCGCUCGCAGCAGACGCACCUGCUCCUGAUGAACGGCUGCGGAGGCGGAGGAGGAGCGGUGUCGAUAACCGGAAGCUCCAGCGUCCUGGAGAAGACCACGCCCAUGUGGAACCCGCCCUCGGGGCACAUUUACAUUCCGCCACCGCCGGUUCGACCGGCUCCCACUCCGAAUGGCAAAACGGUGACCUUCUCCUUUAGCCAGGUGAACGAGGUCACCGAGGUGACCUCAGCCGACCAGGAACGUCGCUCUUGCCUGCGUCUGAAUGGUGGAUCUGUGGGUGGAUUUAAGAAUGGAUCCAAUGGUGGCUCUGUGGGAGGCUCCAAAGACGCAUCUAUGGGUGGCUCAAUGGGCGGUGUGCUGCCCCAGCCACUGGAGGCACCACCUCCGGCCAGGCUCUCCUCCUCCGUGACCGUGAAUUUAUCGGGCACGGCCAUACCAAGACCCAUUGCCAAGCGACAGGUGUCCUUGCAGCAGGGCAUCAAUCAGGAAAAGACCCUGGUGACCCCGUCUCUGGAGAGUGAGAGGAAAACGCCAGCUCUAAAACGGAGAAACUCCAGCACCAAUCCCUUUCUGUGCGAGUCCACGGAACAGGUGCCCCUUUCGGAUCCUCUAAAUGCAUCUGUUACUACAAAUACUACCACUCCGACAAUGGCAACGGCAACGGCCACGGCAACGGAAACCCCCAAUGCCAAUGGCAAUCCCUUUGUGGAAAGCCACAGUCUGUCCAGCAGACUGCUGAAAAUGCACAACACCACGAAUCCUUUUACUGGACUCACGCAACGCGUAAAGGGACCGCACCUCCUCCAAAAGACCAUUUCCGAGGACUAUCUCUUCCGGAAAUUCAAUUCCGGUGUCAAUGGUCACAGUUCCAUGGCCAAUGGCAAUGGGCUCAAUCAUGUCCACGGACAUGGCAAUGGCAAUGGAAAUGGCAACGGCACCUGGUCCUUUGGACGCUCCCUGCUGCGACAGGACUCCACUUUGAGUUUGGGCAUGGGCAUGGGCAUGGGAUUGGGUUUGGGCAGGCGGAACAGCUCACAAAUCUCGCUGGACUCUGGCUCGGGAUCGGGAUCGGUGGUGGGUUCGAUGGACGGCAUCCAUUUGGAAAGAGCCGUCUCCUGUGAUUCGGUCACCUCGGAUUCGACCUUGUUCCUGGAUCAAUUGGAUCAGCCCUACACUCAGAUAACUGGCUACCUGUGCAUUGGCCUCAACUACGAUAAGAACAGCAUUAGCAAUGAGGGCAUGGAACUGACUGUUAGUGUCCUGGAGGCCAAGGGACUCAUUUGUCCCUUCAGCGUCGAGUCUCUGGACACAUUUGUGCGCAUCUACUUGGUGCCCGAUCAUCCCGGUGCCAUGCAAACCAAGGUGGUAAGGGCGGCGCUAACACCCAGCUACAACGAGAGCUUCAACUUCUGGCUGCAGAAGCGGCAGGCGCGCCACUCGCUGUGGUUUCACCUGUACCACAACGGCCCCGCCCACACACUGAUCGGGGAGGCGGAGAUGGAGAUCGGGGAGCUGCCACGCCCCAUCACCACGUGGAUCCCGCUCUCGGAUUCGCGCAAGUGCAAUGCGCGCUGGGGCGAGCUUAUGUUCUCGCUGAGCUACCUGCCCACGGCGGAGCGUCUGACCAUCGUGGUGGUGAAGGCCCGGAAUCUGAAGCUGGACGCGGACCAGCCGGUGGAUCUGCCGGAGUCCAUGGACACGGUGAACAGCAUCUUUGUCAAGGUCUACCUGAUGGACAACGAUCGCAAGGUGCUGAAGAAGCGCACCUCGCUGAAGCGCAAGGACCGCAGUCCGAUCUUCAACGAGUCGAUGAUCUUCAGUGUGCCGCCACCCAGUCUGACCACCACCCAACUGAGAGUCACCGUCUUCGGGGUGACGGCGGCGGGCGGGGUGAUGGCCCUGGGCCACAUCGUGGCCGGCAGCUGCGCGGUGGGCAAGGGCCUGCGCCACUGGCACCAGAUGCUCUCCUCGCUGAGGAAACCGGUGGCCAUGUGGCACGUCCUGCGGCGAGCGGUCAAUCAGCCGAUUUUCACGGGCGGCGCCGAGGCGGUGGUGGCCGCCAUGCAAAACACGCUCCAACGGAGCACCGCCAAGCGGAACAGCAUCGUCUAAAGAUCACAGAUCGCCGAUCGCCGGUCACCGAUCACCGAUCACACCGGCGGCACUGGCUCAUGGAAAUUUUCCACUUCGUUGGCAAACCAAAAUUUACCGCCUUUUAGUUGAAAAAACCCCUUUUCAAAAGGAGAUCAAACGAGAAAGGAAACCAACUUCGGCAGGCCGAUGUUUCUAUACCCUUGCAGAUACUACAAAAAUUAAAUACUCUUUAAAAUUUACUAUAUUUCGAUUAUGAAUUUCGAACAAAAUGAAACUAUGUCGAAUUUCCGCUGAAUUUUUUCAUUUCUUAAGAAGCUAUACGAUAACGUGUAGUUUUAAUAAAUCUAUAACUUUCGUUUUCAUUUUGUUUCAUUUAUAAAGUUUUAAAAUUUAGAGGCUAGAUCGACUUUUCUAGAAAAAUAAAUAUACUCUAUAGAGUCGGAAUCCUGACUGCGUUGCAAACUUCGCAAAGAAAUCAUUAUGCCAUCUGCAAGGGUAUAAAAAUAAGAAGGGGAAAAAUAGAAAACCUUGUGGAAAAUUGCAUUUACCACACUUUAGCCAUGAGACUUUCUUACUUUUCUACAGCUUACCCACAACCAAACGAGUAUUAUUAUAGAUGGCCGUGUAAUCUAAAAGUCUUUAAAUCUAAAAAAAACCCGCACCAAAGGACAAACGAGCCUAUUGACUAGUUAUAUAUACCAAUAUUGUCGCGCACUUAUUGUUAUGUAAAGAUUUAUAUCGAAGAGAUGUACAUUCUAUCUGGAUGUCUGGUAGAUUCAGACUCCAUCAGAGUAACGCACUUGUUGAAAUUUGUCGCAUACAACAAGCGAAAUAUUUGGAGAACUUUGGGGUUUUCCUAUGCAAAAAAAACUAUAUUAUUAUUAUUAGAAUUGAAGAUACUUUCUAGAGGAAUUUCACAUUAACAUUAGAAUAGUUUUUUUUUAAGACAAAAACCAGAAAGGAAUUUUCCUACAUUUUAAUGCUCAAAAUUAGUCAUAUAUUUUGAGAUCAUCUGCCACUUGGGUUCUCAAGUUUCCCACUCUAAUGUAAUCCUACUCCCUGGGUUUUUUAUUGUUUGCUUUGCUUCGGGAAAUCUUAAUGAUAUCAAAAUAUGAGAGAUACCAAGGUUAUACAAUUAUUUCGCGAGCUGUAUGAUAUAGUUUAGCGACCAGUGAGCCUGUUAAAUUAUAACUCUAUAGAUUGAUCGUCGUUUGGCAAUCAAUCGUUGUUGAAUUUGAAGCCCAAUCGAAAUCGAAAUUCGAAAUUGAGAAAAUCAAAGAAAUGGAAAUAUUGAAACUGAGAAAAUCGAAAAUCGAGAAGCGGUGAGCCCUUUAAGCAUUGUGAUAUGAUAAAAUAGCAAAUGAAGUGAAUUCAGAGUGCGUCUGUGUCAGGAGCGAAGAAUCGUAUCGAAGGAAAUCAGAAAUCAAAAAGUAUUUACGAUAGUUACAUUCCGUAGUCGAGAUGUAUGAAAUAGUAUUAUAUAUAAUGUUUGUACUUUUGUGAUUUGCGUUCGUUCGAAUUUUUGUAGAGCCGCGUGUUUUAUAAUUAGAUUUAGUUGGUUCAAGGAUCAAACUUUUAAAGGGGGAAAACAGAUGAUAUAUACACAACACAAUACGGACACAUUUCGAUUUCCGUUUAGAGAGCGUUUUUUGAACAGUUAAGGACAAUAACUUUGCAAGCAUUUAUGAUUCAGUGUAAAUCAAGUAAUUAUAAUUAUCGAAGAUUAAUCAAAGAUUGUCCGCUUGUUAAAACAUCGUAGAUAACAAUAGAACGCACUCGGAUACACAUAGUCCUUUUUCAAGUCGCACCUGUAUUUUGACCAAACCAAACGAAUCGGAAACCUGGCACACUUCUAGCUGAAGCUUUAAUCUACGAACUCCUCUAAUAGAAGUCACUCACCUUUUGGAAUCGCACUUACUUAAUGGAUAUAUACAGCGGGACAGUGGGUUUCACAAUUGUAAAGAGUUAUUUAAUUUGAGGGCAAGAAUUCCAAAUUUAUCACCCUUAAUGGUGAGUUCGAUUACAUAUCUUCAUUUAAAGCUGGCUGACAAUCGCCUAAAUUGGCUAUAAUAUUUCCAAAAUUUUAAAGUCCAACUGUCUGAUACUAGUGAAACGCACUGUUCCAGAAAAUAUAUAUGUAAUAUAUAUACAUAUAUAGAGAAGGCAUUUAAAAGGCAUCAAAAUGAAAAGUCCUGCCCCAAAACACUUAUUAGAAUAUAAACCGCUGAGAAUUUUUUUCUUUUUUUACUACUGUUUGUUAGCUAAACUAAUGAAGCGAUAAUGUUAAACUCAUGUUGAAUUUGUAUUUAUACGGAAAUAUAUAUAUAUAUGUAUGUGCUAUAUAAAAUAAU